Molecule: messenger RNA, 1965 nt
Organism: Lathyrus oleraceus (garden pea)
Lineage: Eukaryota; Viridiplantae; Streptophyta; Magnoliopsida; Fabales; Fabaceae
Product: glycerol-3-phosphate 2-O-acyltransferase 6
Exons: 2
Coding region: 141-1628 (495 amino acids)
Biological process (GO): cutin biosynthetic process
Cellular component (GO): membrane
Molecular function (GO): phosphatase activity; glycerol-3-phosphate 2-O-acyltransferase activity
Source: RefSeq, a predicted model, not a curated record
AACGCAACCAUACACUUCCUUUGUCCUUUAAAAACCCCUUCACCCUCUCUCUCAUAAAUACAUAACUAUCUCAUCUUCUCUCACAAAACAUCUUAGCAACAAACUCAAAAUUUUCUUCAAAAAACUUUCCUCAAUUUCUCAUGGGAUUCUUUCCUCUUUUCCAACCAAUUUCCAAAUGUAGCACAAAAGAUAGAUCAAACCAAACCGUCGCAUCCGACUUAGACGGCACGCUUCUCGUGUCGCGGAGCGCUUUUCCCUACUACAUGCUCAUCGCACUCGAGGCCGGAAGCAUUCUAAGAGCAUUACUUCUCUUAUCCUUAGUCCCGUUCAUAUACUUCACGUACCUAUUCGUCUCCGAGACGCUGGCGAUCAAAACAUUGAUCUUUGUCACAUUUGCGGGACUAAGGAUAAGAGACGUUGAGAUUGUUUCUCGGUCGGUUUUGCCUAGGUUUUACGCCGAGGACGUGCAUCCGGUGACGUGGAACGUGUUCAAUUCGUUCGGGAAACGGUAUGUUGUUACCGCGAGUCCGAGGAUUAUGGUUGAGCCUUUUGUUAAGACGUUUUUGGGAGUUGAUAAGGUGCUUGGAACUGAAUUGAUGGUUACAAAAAGAGGGAGAGCAACAGGGUUUGUUAAGGAACCUGGAGUUCUUGUUGGUGAACACAAGAAAGAGGCAGUUAUGAAAGAAUUUGGAAGUAACAACUUGCCUGAUUUGGGACUUGGAGACAGUGUAACUGACUCUGACUUCAUGUCAAUUUGCAAGGAAGGUUACAUGGUGCCAAGGACCAAAUGUGACGCAUUACCAAGAAACAAGCUUCUAAGCCCAAUAAUUUUUCAUGAGGGUAGAUUAGUCCAAAAACCAACCCCUCUAGUUGCACUCUUAACCUUCCUAUGGAUGCCAAUUGGGAUCAUACUUUCAAUCUUAAGGGUCUAUCUCAACAUACCUUUGCCUGAAAGAAUUGCUUGGUACAAUUAUAAGUUACUUGGAAUAAGAGUAAUUAGAAAAGGUACACCUCCACCACCACCAAAAAAUGGACAAAGUGGUGUACUAUUUAUUUGCAACCAUAGAACAGUUUUGGAUCCGGUUGUUACAGCUGUUGCAUUAGGAAGAAAAAUAAGUUGUGUAACUUAUAGUAUAAGUAAGUUCACCGAGAUUAUUUCGCCUAUAAAAGCAGUCGCACUUACUAGGGAAAGAGACAGAGACGCUGCAAAUAUAAAGAAAUUGCUUGAAGAAGGCGAUUUAGUAAUUUGUCCUGAAGGAACGACUUGUAGGGAGCCGUUUCUAUUGAGGUUUAGUGCUCUUUUUGCUGAGCUAACAGAUAGGAUUGUCCCGGUCGCGAUCAAUACGAAACAAAGUAUGUUUUAUGGAACUUCAGUUCGGGGACACAAAUUGUUGGAUCCUUAUUUUGUGUUCAUGAACCCUAUGCCGACUUAUGAGAUCACUUUCUUGAACCAAUUGCCUUUGGAGUUGACUUGCAAUGGAGGGAAAUCUUCAAUUGAAGUUGCAAAUUAUAUCCAAAGGGUUCUUGGAGGGACUCUUGGAUUUGAAUGUACCAAUCUAACAAGGAAGGAUAAGUAUGCUAUGCUUGCAGGAACAGACGGAAUCGUUGGGUCAAAGAAGAAAGAUUAAAAUCGAGAAGAACAAUUCAACCGAUUUUGAUUUUUUAUAAACUAUUAAAAAAAUGGAAUUUUAAAUAAAAAGUUACAGACAAAAGAAAAAAAUGUGUCUCUAAUUUCGUCACUAAAAAUAAGAAUGACGGAAUCGAAGACUAAUUUUAUUUUGUCUGUCAUUUUUUUUUUGAAAAUUCGUUUUUUUAAAUAGUGAUUAUUGUCAUUUUCCAUGAUGUUUAAUUUUAAAGUUCUUACAAUUAUCAGAAUAAUAAAAAAAAUAUUGUGUUUAUUAUGCUCCUAAAAAUAACAUUAAUAUGUACAUUAUUAUUAUUUAUUGUUAUUAUUAUUCUGAUGAA